GACCCAGGGAGGUCAUAGGCAAUUGCUAUAUUUACCAGCUCGGUAAUAUGAUCUCUAACAUUCUGGAUCACUCUGCUCAUGCAAUCCUUCCCUGGUCCUCUCACUCUGGAGUUACAGCCUCCAAAGCAACACGCUGUCCAUGGAAAAUGCUACUGGUUUGAACAUUGAAUGGUGUAUGUGAGGUAUAAUGAACUGCCACCUCUGUUUUUCCAUCUGCUAGAACCGAGAACGGCUCUACUUACAAGUCCAUGCAGCCUGAAAUCGCCUCACGUCCAGCUGAGCUCCCAGCAUGUCUCGUGUCUCCUCUACGGCGAAGCGCUAUGGCGGCUCUUCUUAUACCAGUCACUACAGCUCAUAUGGCUCCUCCCUGACUCCAUCGCUGAGCUCCUAUGAUCGGGACAAGCUGCCCUAUAAGAGCUCCUCCUCAGGCUACUCCUCCUCAAGCUACCUGAGCUCAAGCGCCACCCGCUCCCGCAACUACAGCUCUUCAUCCGAUCCAGACCGGGGUCGGCCUAUCCCUCGUACCGAUUUGCUGGGCAGCCGGCGCAGCGAGAGCCUGAGCCGCACACCGGCUAAGGGCUAUGGCUCGGGCCUCAAUGGAGGCUCGGGAUACAGCAGCUACAGCUACUCUCCGGCCCCCACCAGCUACCUCUCCACCUCACCCGUGUCCUCCAGCAUCUCCCUCAGUCGCAGGAAGUCAGUGAGUCAGAGCGAUCUGACGCACAAUCUAUCAGCUCUGGGCCUGAGCGAGACGUCCAGCGGCAGUGGCCUGAAGCAGUCCUACCUGAGCCGAGGCACUGACGUAUCUGACUCCUACGGUAGCGCUCGCUCCAGCUACGGCCUCUCACGGAGCUCCACGCAGGACGGCCUGAAGAGCAGCAGCAGCAGCAGAUUCUCCUCCAGCUGUCGCUCCAUUUCACCAGUUAGAGAGUCCUCGUGCGAGAACAUCCAUAGUAGCUGUUUCUUAAAGUUUGUGUUUAUACACCACAGAAGGAUUUUAUUGAUUAUGCCCAGCAUGCGACAUUCAUAUUCAGUUACAAUACCAGAGGAGCCACCUGCGACUGCGUUCCCCCUUCUCAAACAGGACAUGCGGAGGAAAAACUCUAUGUCCGGCUCCAUGCUGGUCUCCACAUUCGUUGGACUUCUGAUUAAUCAUGCCAAGAACUCAAAGAGUGCCCAAGGCCUGGUGGGGCUUCGUAAUCUGGGAAACACGUGUUUUAUGAACUCCAUCCUCCAGUGUCUUAGCAACACACAGAGCCUGCGAGACUACUGUCUUCACAACUCCCACCGCCGAGACCUCAACAACAACAGCCGCACAAACACUGCUCUCAUGGAAGAGUUUGCCAAGCUUAUCCAGACAAUGUGGACUUCUUCAAGCAGUGAAGCCGUCAGUCCCUCUGAGUUCAAAACACAGAUUCAGAGAUACGCCCCCAGAUUUGUGGGCUACAAUCAACAGGAUGCUCAGGAGUUUCUACGUUUCCUGCUAGACGGCCUGCACAACGAAGUGAACAGGGUCACAGUCCGGCCUCGGGGAAACAUGGAAGACUUUGAUCACUUGCCUGAUGAGGAAAAAGGGAAAAACAAAAUCGUAGAUCUGUUCGUAGGCCAGCUGAAGAGCUCUUUGACCUGCAGUGAAUGUGGCUAUUGUUCCACUGUGUUCGAUCCCUUCUGGGAUCUUUCCUUACCUAUCGCCAAGAGGGGCUAUGGAGAGGUGAGCCUAAUGGACUGCAUGCGGCUGUUUACUAAAGAAGACGUGCUGGAUGGGGACGAGAAGCCGACAUGUUACAGGUGCAAAGCAAGAAGACGAUGUACAAAGAAAUUUACAGUUCAGAAGUUUCCUAAAAUACUAGUUCUUCAUCUGAAGCGCUUCUCUGAAGCCCGCGUCAGAACCAGCAAACUGUCCACUUUUGUCAACUUCCCAAUGAAAGACCUGGACCUCAGGGAGUUCGCCUCUGACAGAAGCAGUAGUGCAGUAUAUAACUUGUAUGCAGUGUCCAAUCACUCAGGCACAACUAUGGGAGGCCACUACACAGCGUACUGUUGCAAUCCUAAAAACGGUGAAUGGUACACAUAUAACGACUCCAGAGUCACGCCAAUGUCCGCCAGCCAAGUUCGCAGCAGUGACGCCUACGUGUUGUUCUACGAGCGGGCGGGGCUCUGAAGACAGACUGUGGACUCGAAGCCUUUGGGCUGAAGACACAUUACACACUAUGCUGCUUCCUCUGGGCCGUAAUGCAGAAUGAACAUCGCUCUCUGCUGGCCACCAGGAGAAGUGCACAAAAUGCCCUCUCAUACUCCACCACUGUGUUAAAGAGGUCCUUGCGCCUCUGUGUGUACGUGUGUGUCAGGGCAGCUCGUCAUCAGGCAAUAACCCAAGUGGCUCUGACUCAGACGUCUCUCUAUGCACUGCAACCAAACUCUCAUCCCAAUGCGCCUUCCUCUUGAUCAAGAACGCCUCAAUAUUAAAAACUUUGUUUCACUUGAUUUUCACUGGAUUUUCUUCAUGAUAUUUUUUAAGUAUAUGUCCUUCCAGAUAUCCUGGGAGAUGAACCGGUUACAGAAGUGCACUGUUCAGGCCUGUUACAGUACACCUUGUUCUUUUCAUCACCUCUUCCACCAUCUUUUGUCCCGUUUACCCCCACCCAUCAUCUUUUCUGUGUAUGCUUUGUUCUCUCAUCAACUUUCUGAGGGAGUCACGGGAGUUUGUUGUGAAAGUCUGUGGUGGUGAGAGAACGGCGUGUUGCGUGACUUUUAUUCAGUGUGGCUGCUACUGAUCUUUGAAAUGCUGUGAAUGGAAAAGUGGUCGGAAGGAUACGAGGAUGGGAAGAGAGAUGAUGCUGACAGUAUAUGGAUCCUUGAUCUCAUGCCAUUGAACAACAUGGAAAGAAUGUUUUGCAAAAGAAAAUCUGUAUAUUUUUAUAUAUGAUGCAAUAUAGAGAAUGUACUAUAUACAGUGGUGCUGAAAAUAACCCAUUACUGUUGUCAGUUAAUUUAACAGAGGUAAGAGAACGGCAUCUAUUUAUGCUUACAGGUCAGGAGACAAUUUGAUACGAGUCACACAAUGGCAGUCAAAGUAAAAAUAUAUACGCAUGAAUAAAUUUUAGAAGAAUGAACUGUUACAAUCCUUUGUGUUUUGUCAGCUGUCAUAUGAAUGAAAAGAUUACAAAAUAGGGCUUGACAAAUUAGUGUUUUUUUUCUACCAAAUAUUA
Molecule: messenger RNA, 3209 nt
Organism: Cyprinus carpio (common carp)
Lineage: Eukaryota; Metazoa; Chordata; Actinopteri; Cypriniformes; Cyprinidae
Gene: usp2a
Product: ubiquitin specific peptidase 2a
Exons: 15
Coding region: 290-2161 (623 amino acids)
Biological process (GO): protein deubiquitination
Cellular component (GO): cytoplasm
Molecular function (GO): cysteine-type deubiquitinase activity
Source: RefSeq, a predicted model, not a curated record